Molecule: messenger RNA, 3681 nt
Organism: Knipowitschia caucasica
Lineage: Eukaryota; Metazoa; Chordata; Actinopteri; Gobiiformes; Gobiidae
Source: the annotation of a GenBank genome assembly
AUGCCUGUGAACAGAUUAUUGUACCCGCUCUAUCAGCUGGGUAACCCACAGCUGAGAAUCUUCAGACCCAACUGGUUUCUGACACUUGUACGACCAGGAAAAGAGCAACCAACAGAUACUGUACAGUUCCGUGUUCCAAUGGACGCCGCGUCCUCAGCGUCUGCGUCCUCUGUCGGCGUGGAGACGAGUCCAGUCCUGUCACUCAUCACAUACUGCCCCCAAUGCGAGAGCCAGAGCUGGGUGUGUCCACUGCAGUGUGUGGCCCUGCUGGUGUCUCCUGAGGUUCCCUUACAGCUGGGCCUGGACAGCGGGGAGCAGAUCUGCCUCCAGUCACUGCCUAGUAUGGAGCGAGUGGCUCUUCAGUACACCGUGUGUGUGGGCCACAAUGUGAAGGCCGCUCAUCUGGAGGCAAUGCAACAACUGUCCCUUCCCAGCAGGGAGCUACCCAACCUGAAAACCAUGCUGCUGCCGUUUUGGAAGCUGCUGACACCUGUAGACUCAGGGCCGAAGGUGGAGAGAGAGCUGAGGAUCUUCUCCAACCGUCUGAAGAGGCACCAGCUGGGGGAGGCCGUCAUCAGCCUCAAUGAACAUUCCACCACCCUCCUUUAUGACCUGGACCAUGACUACCUCAGCAGCAGGAGAAGGGGGAUGUCUAAGCGACUGACCAGGGACUUCCCACUUGUCAAGCUUCUUAACAUUUCCAUCACCCUGUCCCCUUUCCUGGGCGUGGAUUCCACGCAAUUCCACUCUUCUCUCGUUGAUGGUACAGAAACUUACUGGCUCAGUGUACCCUCCAAUCCUCAAGGACACAUGGUGCCCAUUCUCAGUCAGUGGCAGGAGAAGUUUUGUGUGAAGCUGAACCUCACUAAUCCAUCCGCGGUCAGCUGGUUCCUGGACAGGGUGGGCUCUCUUCAGGCUCGUCUGGGGGUGGAGUACAUGGUGCUGGAGGGGGCAGAGGGGAGUGCUCUCGAGGAGCAGGCCCUGCGGACACAGUCCCUGUCAGGGGACAGAUAUAUCAGCCUCCUGGCAGACCUGGCCUCCAGAAUAGAGAACACCAUUGUGACAGCAGGGACACAGUCAAGCCACAAGCCUCUGUUUGUCAGGAUGACCCCCCUGCAGUCCGACUGGAGCGGUAUGGGGCUGAAGGGCAUUAUUCCCUCCUUGCUGCACCAUGCUCUAAUGGGAUAUAACUUCCUCAUUCCUGAUGCAGUAGGCGGCUCUCUGUCUGAAGACCUGGUUACAGAUGAGGAAUUGUUCAUCCGCUGGUUGGAAAUCGUAGCUUUUCUCCCAGUUAUCAGCUUCCACACCCCGCCGUGGAUCUGCGGGGAGGACCGGGUAGGCCUCUGCACACUACACCAUGUGCACAUUAGCAGCGAGACAUGGCGUGGCUCUAACCUGGCUCUGUGUUGGUUUCUCCCAUGUAGGCGUGGCUCUAACCUGGCUCUGUGGUGGUUUCUCCGUUGUAGGCGUGGCUCUAACCUGGCUCUGUGUUGGUUUCUCCGUUGUAGGCGUGGCUCUAACCUGGCUCUGUGGUGGUUUCUCCGUUGCGUGGCUCUAACCUGGCUCUGUGAUGUUUUCUCCCAUGUAGGCGUGGCUCUAACCUGGCUCUGUGAUGGUUUCUCCCAUGUAGGCGUGGCUCUAACCUGGCUCUGUGUUGGUUUCUCCCAUGUAGGCGUGGCUCUAACCUGGCUCUGUGAUGGUUUCUCUGUUGUAGGCGUGGCUCUAACCUGGCUCUGUGUUGGUUUCUCUGUUGUAGGCGUGGCUCUAACCUGGCUCUGUGUUGGUUUCUCUGUUGUAGGCGUGGUUCUAACCUGGCUCUGUGAUGGUUUCUCCGUUGUAGGCGUGGCUCUAACCUGGCUCUGUGGUGGUUUCUCUGUUGUAGGCGUGGCUCUAACCUGGCUCUGUGAUGGUUUCUCUGUUGUAGGCGUGGUUCUAACCUGGCUCUGUGUUGGUUUCUCCGUUGUAGGCGAGGCUCUAACCUGGCUCUGUGGUGGUUUCUCCGUUGUAGGCGUGGCUCUAACCUGGCUCUGUGUUGGUUUCUCCGUUGUAGGUGUGGCUCUAACCUGGCUCUGUGUUGGUUUCUCCGUUAUAGGUGUGGCUCUAACCUGGCUCUGUGGUGGUUUCUUCGUUGUAGGCGUGGCUCUAACCUGGCUCUGUGUUGGUUUCUCCGUUGUAGGUGUGGCUCUAACCUGGCUCUGUGUUGGUUUCUCCCAUGUAGGCGUGGCUCUAACCUGGCUCUGUGGUGGUUUCUCCGUUGUAGGCGUGGCUCUAACCUGGCUCUGUGUUGGUUUCUCCGUUGUAGGCGUGGCUCUAACCUGGCUCUGUGAUGGUUUCUCCCAUGUAGGCGUGGCUCUAACCUGGCUCUGUGAUGGUUUCUCCCAUGUAGGCGUGGCUCUAACCUGGCUCUGUGUUGGUUUCUCCCGUGUAGGCGUGGCUCUAACCUGGCUCUGUGUUGGUUUCUCCCGUGUAGGCGUGGCUCUAACCUGGCUCUGUGGUGGUUUCUCCGUUGUAGGCGUGGCUCUAACCUGGCUCUGUGUUGGUUUCUCCCGUGUAGGCGUGGCUCUAACCUGGCUCUGUGUUGGUUUCUCCCGUGUAGGCGUGGCUCUAACCUGGCUCUGUGGUGGUUUCUCCGUUGUAGGCGUGGCUCUAACCUGGCUCUGUGGUGGUUUCUCCGUUGUAGGCGUGGCUCUAACCUGGCUCUGUGUUGGUUUCUCCGUUGUAGGCGUGGCUCUAACCUGGCUCUGUGGUGGUUUCUCUGUUGUAGGCGUGGCUCUAACCUGGCUCUGUGUUGGUUUCUCCGUUGUAGGCGUGGCUCUAACCUGGCUCUGUGAUGGCGUGGCUCUAACCUGGCACUGUGGUUGUUUCUCCCAUGUAGGCGUGGCUCUAACCUGGCACUGUGAUGGUUUCUCCCAUGUAGGCGUGGCUCUAACCUGGCUCUGUGUUGGUUUCUCCCAUGUAGGCGUGGCUCUAACCUGGCUCUGUGUUGGUUUCUCCGUUGUAGGCGUGGCUCUAACCUGGCUCUGUGAUGGUUGCUCCCAUGUAGGCGUGGCUCUAACCUGGCUCUGUGAUGGUUUCUCCGUUGUAGGCGUGGCUCUAACCUGGCUCUGUGUUGGUUUCUCCGUUGCGUGGCGUGGCUCUAACCUGGCUCUCCUGCUGGACGUGUCUGGCCUGGACGCAGAGCCCUUGUGCACGGUCUCCACUCCCAAAGAGGUGUGGCUUCAGCUUCUGCACACCUCCUCUCGCCGCCUGUCGUCCGUGGAGCUACGGGAAGCAGCGAGGGACACUUCAGGGCUGCAGCAGGAGUACCAGAAAAUCCCUCCAAAUUUUGUCAGCUCGAUGGAGUUGAAUGUUCCUGGACACAUGAUGAAAGACCGCUACAAAACCAUUCUGCCCAACCCAGAGACUCGGGUGGUUCUGAAGAGUCCAGAGGAAGACCCAGGUCCAGACAGAUACAUCAAUGCCAACUACAUCCGGGGGUAUAAAGGAGCCCCGAGAGCGUUCAUCGCCACCCAGGGGCCCAUGGUGCACACAGUGGGGGACUUCUGGGACAUGGUGUGGCAGGAGCGAGCCUCUGCCAUCGUCAUGCUAACCCAACUCAAGGAGGAGCAGCAGGUGAGGUCCAGACCGGCCCCGGGGAUCCAAGAUGGCGGCCUGUUCAUGUCAGUGGCUCGUGCUCAGUAG